AUGCAAGUCUUGUUGCAACUUGUGGAUUUUAUUCAUCAUCAGAAUCAACAAUAUGAAAAUGUUGAAAAGGAUGUAACCUCUUUCCGAGAAGCUACAUCAUCUUCUCCAUCUGAGCAUUAUAUAUUCACUCUUAUGGAAUGGUUGAAAUGUAAAUUCAAUAAUCAACAAUUCAAAACAUUCAUUCCGAAAGCCUUUAAUUAUUCUUCUUUUCAGAAUGAAGGAAUUUUGUUGUUUGAAGAACAUGAAGAACCCUUGUGUAUUGCAUUAUCUUACAGAAGAUGGAAUUGUUUAUUUGUUUCUUGUUAUUUAAAUAACAACAUUGAUAAUGAUCAUGAUGAGGAACUUGAUGUUAUUUAUGCAUAUGAUUUGGAUGUAUUGGAUCAUCAUUUUGAACAUCAUUCCGAAUCUUUGCCAACACAAAGCACUAAUUCUCGCAUUAUUGAAAAAUGUUUGCCUUCGAAAUUUCAAAUUCAACUUCCCAAAUAUCCCUCUCGCUUUUGUUUGAAUGAAACAGAGGAAUUUAUCAUUGUGGUGUGUUCAGAAUAUCUUCUUUGCAAGAUUCAUAUUGAAACAAGAACAAUUGUUUGGCAAGUGGAUUUUACUUCAACGUACAAUGUUUCUGUAAUUGUACAUGUUUGCAUGGACAUGGGAAAUACAUUCAGUCCAACAUUUAUGAACUCGAGAAUGAGUCGAACAAAUUCAAUAUAUGUGACUGGUAGAAAUGAAAUGUUUGAAGUGGAUUUUGAAAAUGGCUCUGUAAAAAGGACCAUUGACUUUGCAUAUGGUGCAGGUAGCACGUUUGACCUUAAUGGAAAUUUACUUGUGCCAAAAACUUUUGAGCAUGCUAUUGUGACCCUUGACAUCACUACAAACGAAAUCAUCCAACACAUUUCUGGAAUUCAUGAAUUAUGUUUACCCACUCAUUUAUGCAUUGAUGUUGUGAAUGGCAAUAUCAUUGCGAGCGUACCUGGAUGGCAUGGUAUUGUUGUUCUUUCAUCAUCUAUUUCUUUAGAAAAUCCAAACCAAUUAUUAGCAUUUAAAGGAGACUUGAAUGGAUACUACACACGAAAUAGGUUAGAAGGUUUUUACGAACCCAAUUCUUUGUGUUUGAACGCCAAGAAUGGAAAACUAUUUAUUGUCGAUUAUGGAAAUUAUUGCGUUAAAAUUUUCAAAUAG
Molecule: messenger RNA, 1176 nt
Organism: Naegleria lovaniensis
Lineage: Eukaryota; Heterolobosea; Eutetramitea; Acrasida; Naegleriidae
Exons: 1
Coding region: 1-1176 (391 amino acids)
Molecular function (GO): protein binding
Source: RefSeq, a predicted model, not a curated record